Molecule: messenger RNA, 654 nt
Organism: Entrophospora sp. SA101
Lineage: Eukaryota; Fungi; Glomeromycota; Glomeromycetes; Entrophosporales; Entrophosporaceae
Source: the annotation of a GenBank genome assembly
AUGGGUAUUAAAAUUAUCGGAUUUAAUCUUUCACCUAAUACUCUUAAAACACUUUGUGCCCUUGAAGAAUUGGGUAUAGAAUACGAAUAUGAACAGCCCGAAUUCUCAGAAAUUAAAUCACCUGAAUAUCUCGUAAAAAAAAAUCCAUAUGGGAAAGUUCCAGUAAUGAUUGAUGAUGGUUUUACAGUCUACGAAUCACGUGCAAUUUGUCGUUAUCUCCUAAAAAAGUACCAAGGAACCAAAAAUACUACAAUUCUCAUUCCAAACGAUCUACAAAAGGCCACUUUGGUUGAACAAUACUUAUCAGUUGAAAGCUCAGAAUUUGAUACACCAGCAUCAACUAUUAUUUAUCAAGAAAUUAUUCUCAAGUUUCUGGGUAAAGAAGCUAAUACUGAAAAGGUCAAAGAAGCAAAAGGAAAACUUGAACAGACAUUGGAUGUCUAUGAAAAAAUACUCGAGGGAAAAGAUUAUUUGACUGGUGAAUAUUCUUUGGCAGACCUUAGUCAUAUACCUGUUAUCGCUGCUUGUAUUGAUAAAACUAGCUCUAAAGAUAUAUUUUACGAUGCUAAGAGACCCAAUGUCGUUAAAUGGGUGAAAAGACUUUAUGAAAGUCCUGCUUGGAAACAAGUAGUAGCAAAACAUAAAAUUAACUAA